AGGUGUGCGCGUUUUUAUAUAAACAAUACAAACAACAACCGCUCUGUCAAAUCAAGAAAAAUGUAUACAGGGAGCUCUUCCCAGCGUUCACCCAAACCCUCUCGGAGGCCAGAGAUGGCAGUCCUUGGCCAUGGGUCGUCCCCGUCUAAGGUUUACACAUCCUCCAUAUCUCAGCCUCCUUCCGUAAGAGGUAGUCCCGUACCCCCGCGGGUAAUCUCAUCUCCUCCACAACCAUACAGAUCUCGUCAUUACGGAGUUAGUAGGUCUAGUAACAACAGCCCCCUGAAUCUGCCAGGGGAAUCCCAAGUCCCCCGCUCCAUUAGCAGCAGUGCAUUUAAUACCGGUGGUGUUGAUUACGGUGACGGCGUCAAUAGUCUUAUGAUGGACGUUAGAGCAAGCGGAUCUGGUCACCGUAGUCGGUCUUUAAGUCGACCAAUGCGUGGGCGUGGCUACCAAUCGUUAGAGAGGGAUCCGGACCGUGAAUACGUUUCAACUCGAGAACCUAGGCAAAGAUCUCUUGAUGGUGGGGAAAUUAACAGCAGGCAUGCCAGAGGCCGAGAUUAUCCCUUAGAGCAGGCUAUGUACAGAGAUAGAGAACACCGUGAUAUGUAUUAUCACGAUCGUGAAUCUGUUACAGACUCCGACCCGUACAGAGAAAGUGGGCUGUAUUCCGAUGCCCGUACUAUGCACGCCUCCCCCGUACAUAAUGUAGACAAGCAAAACGAUUAUUCUCGCGACAAUUUCGUGAUGGAACUGCAGUCAAGUCUGAACGAGCUACAAAACCAGUAUGGAAGUAUAAAAAGGGAACUUGAUGUCACGACUCAGAAGCUCGGUUCCAGCAUGCACAGUAUCAAAACGUUCUGGAGCCCCGAGCUCAAGAAAGAACGCGCUCUCCGUAAGGAAGAAGCUGCAAAAUAUGCUUUAAUAAACGACCAAAUGAAAAUACUGAGGUCCGAAAAUCAG
This is a messenger RNA of Limulus polyphemus (Atlantic horseshoe crab), 963 nucleotides long. RefSeq lists its product as uncharacterized. The annotation marks the transcript as partial. NCBI's taxonomy places the organism in Eukaryota, Metazoa, Arthropoda, Merostomata, Xiphosura, Limulidae. Gene Ontology annotation, biological process: maintenance of presynaptic active zone structure; regulation of synaptic plasticity; neuromuscular synaptic transmission. The transcript has a single exon. Gene Ontology annotation, cellular component: cytoskeleton of presynaptic active zone. The record is from RefSeq and is a predicted model, not a curated record. Gene Ontology annotation, molecular function: structural constituent of presynaptic active zone.